Haemonchus placei is the source of this 1251-nucleotide messenger RNA. The record is from the annotation of a GenBank genome assembly. Lineage: Eukaryota; Metazoa; Nematoda; Chromadorea; Rhabditida; Trichostrongylidae.
AUGGAUGUGGGUGGUGUAGAGGAGGUGGAGGAUGAACAGUUCGAGCUAGGUUUCCAGAAGAAACUUCUCGACGGCCAGAGAGCCUACUUCAAAACCGGCGCCACCAGAUGUCUGAAAGCACGACGUGAGACCUUAGAAACAAUGAAAAGAAUGCUGCAGGAAAACCGUGAAGAAAUCGAAAGGGCGAUUCAUAAAGAUCUCGGAAGGGAUCCAUCAUUUGAAGUCACCUGGGCUAUGAAGGAACUUGACGAAAGUCUUGAACAUCUCGAAGAAUGGAAUGCCCCUAUAAUAGUGUCAAAACCAUCGUCACUUGAUGAACACAACGAUGAAGUGUUGUUGGUGAAGGAACCACUGGGAGUGGUGUUAGUAAUCGGACCAUGGAAUUUCCCUUUGCUCACUUCGAUGCCCGCAAUGGCUGCUCUUACAGGAGGAAACACAGUGGUCUUGAAAUUGUCCGAAUACUCUUCAACGUUUUCCUCAGUCUACGCCAGUCUAAUCAGCCAAUACUUCGAUAAGAAACUUUUUGCCGCCGUUGAAGGAGCUAUCCCAGAGGCAACAGCUUUGCUUGCCGAACGAUUUGACCACAUUAUGUACACCGGAAAUCCCACAGUGGCUAGAGUGAUCAUGGCAGCAGCAGCCAGGAAUCUUACACCAGUGACGCUGGAGCUGGGGGGUAAGAACCCAGUUGUGGUUGAGCCCGAUGCCGACAUCGAGGAUGCGGCAAGGAAGAUUAUCGUCUCGAAGAUGUUGAACUGUGGGCAAAUCUGUGUGUCUUCGGAUUACGUCCUCACCACGGCUGAGGUGAAACCGAAACUCGUCGCCGCUCUAACGAAGAUCUUUGAUGAAAAAGCCCCGUUCAAAGAAAACAAAGAGUUUUCUCGAAUUAUCAACGACAAACACUUCGAUCGAUUGACGGACUUGCUGAAGACCACAAAAGGGCGGAUCCUUUAUCAUUCUAAGGAGGAAGAUAGCAGAUCUGAAAAAUUCUUGGCACCGUAUGUGAUCGAAGUCGAGAGUGACGAUGUGUUCAUGGAUGGUGAGGCCAGGCGUUUCAUUCUAGAAACAUCCAGUGGUGGUGUGACAGUGAAUGAUGUAAUGACACACUCAUUUGUGGAUACGUUACCAUUCGGUGGUGUCGGUAACAGUGGUAUCGGCCGAAUAAUGAAGAAAUAUGGAUUCGAUAACUUCAUCCACGAAAAACCUCUUCUCAUACGGAAUGGCAUUGGAAAACAAAUUGUUGACAAAUUGUGA